Molecule: messenger RNA, 696 nt
Organism: Aspergillus steynii IBT 23096
Lineage: Eukaryota; Fungi; Ascomycota; Eurotiomycetes; Eurotiales; Aspergillaceae
Exons: 1
Coding region: 134-496 (120 amino acids)
Source: RefSeq, a predicted model, not a curated record
CGAUUGCAUCGGAUUUUCUUGGAUUCCCUGCUCCCCUCCAUCCUUCAUUCUUUUUCUCUGCUCGUUUUUUGCUACGGGACCUUGGGCGCAAUGCGGUUACUGAGGUUACCACUGGAGGGUCCGAAGGAAACCUAUGGUUAUUUCUAUUCUGUUUACCGGGAAGCGAUGCAUUGCUGCGUCACCGCCAUUGCAGGUUCAAGACGCUCUGACUGAUCUUUCUGAUUUUACGUUUGCGACUGGAUUAUUUUGUUUGAUGUGGCGAUACCCUCUACCUGUGCUCUUGUUGUACUUGUUUGAUUCCUGGUUUUUUACUUACGCAUAUGAUUUUGUCUCACCAUUUGGAAUCCCGGUGGCAUUUCACACGUUCUAUUCUCAUUUCCUUUGUUCUUUUUCGUUUCGUCGAGCAGGACGGUCGCAUUGUUUAGGGCGUCACUACGGGACUGGUUGCAUCAUCGGGUAUAAAUGGUGGAGGAAUUCAUGUACGAGACUGGAUUAAAGGCCACUCCGCUCCUCGAGGAAGCAGUGUGCUCUAUCGAUUGAUUCAAUCCUGUCCGAUGUCUGCAAGGCUUCUUGAAGAUGUCCUUAGCUCGGACCUGUCUAUCGUUACCUUCUUCUUCCUGUUUUAAUAAAUAUGACAGACGCGGCUGGAACGCUCAUCCAUCCGGGCGUUGUACAGCCAGCUUGGUAUCAAGAUUA